AUGCCAAAGUUGGUUCUAGUCAGACACGGUCAAUCCGAAUGGAACGAGAAGAACUUGUUCACCGGCUGGGUGGACGUUAGAUUGUCCGCUAUUGGUGAAAAGGAAGCUGCUCGUGCUGGUCAAUUGUUGAAAGAAAAGAACGUCAAGCCAGAGAUCUUGUUCACUUCCAAGUUGAGCAGAGCCAUUCAGACCGCUAACAUUGCUUUGUCUGAGGCCGACAGACUAUGGAUCCCAGUCGUCAGAUCCUGGAGAUUGAACGAGAGACACUACGGUGCUCUACAAGGUAAGGACAAGGCCGCCACCUUGAACGAAUACGGUGAAGAGAAAUUCAACACCUGGAGAAGAUCCUUCGACGUUCCUCCACCAACCAUCGAGGACUCGUCCGAGUACUCCCAAAAGGGUGAAGAAAGAUACAACGACAUUGACCCAGCCGUUGUCCCAGCCACUGAGUCCUUGAAGCUCGUCAUCGACAGAUUGUUGCCAUACUGGCAAGACGUUAUCUCCAAGGAGCUUUUGGACGGUAAGACUGUCAUGAUCGCCGCCCACGGUAACUCCUUGAGAGGUUUGGUCAAGCACUUGGACAACAUCUCCGAUGCUGACAUCGCCAAGUUGAACAUUCCAACUGGUAUCCCAUUGGUUUACGAGCUGGACGAGAACUUGAAGCCAACCAAGCCCGCUUACUACUUGGACCCAGAAGCCGCUGCUGCCGGUGCCGCCGCUGUCGCUGCUCAAGGUAAGAAGAAAUAA
Messenger RNA from Lachancea mirantina, 747 nucleotides. Lineage: Eukaryota; Fungi; Ascomycota; Saccharomycetes; Saccharomycetales; Saccharomycetaceae. The record is from the annotation of a GenBank genome assembly.